Anoplopoma fimbria (sablefish) is the source of this 937-nucleotide messenger RNA. RefSeq names its product nephronectin-like. NCBI's taxonomy places the organism in Eukaryota, Metazoa, Chordata, Actinopteri, Perciformes, Anoplopomatidae. The transcript is spliced from 7 exons. The record is from RefSeq and is a predicted model, not a curated record. Gene Ontology annotation, cellular component: membrane. The coding region runs from base 218 to 628 and encodes 136 amino acids.
CAAGUGCAGUACAACAGUGGAACCAACAACAGUGAACAACAGGAUCAAUAAGGACGUGACACACAGACAGAGAGGAGACGUGCACGUCCCUCGACAUCCCAGUAACAACCAGGUGUGGGAGUUCGACAUCGAGCUGGGAAACACGGCCGAGGACGCCAGAGAUGAUCCUGAGGCUGGUGUGCUCCACUGUUCCUUUGAUCAUGGAGUGUGUGACUGGAUGUGGGACAGAGAAGGAGAUCUUCACUGGGAAACAGCUCAAAACCCUUCAGGUGGGCGUUACCUGUCUGUUCCAGAGCUGAAGGCGGGACAAAGGAGUAUCCGAGGUGCUCGAUUGGCCGUCCACAUUGUCCCGCCCUGGAGCCACGGCGACCUGUGCUUCUCCUUCUCCCAUUGGCUGACGGGGCACCAUGUGGGCGUGCUGCAGCUGUUCGUCAGGAAAAAGGGACGAGACCAAAGAUACAGCUCCGCCCUCUGGAGCAGGACAGGUGGACACGGCUGGAGACACACUCAGGUUACCUUGACGAUGCACUCUGUGGAGAAGGUGUUGUUGAAGGCCGAGCGGAGGAAAGGACGGCGAGGACAGAUCGCUGUUGAUGAUGUCACACUGAGACAGGGGGCGUGUCGAUGACAUCACUACUUUCCUUAAACAUUCACGGACGACGCUGCUGUUUUUAUUUAACACAAACUAUGUUCAGAAUAAUCAACUGUUUCACAGUGUGUGUGUGUGUGUGUGUGUGUGUGUGUGUGUGUGUGUGUGUGUGUGUGUGUGUGUGUGUGUGUGUGUGUGUGUGUGUCACUUGAAUCAGCUUUAUAUAAACGUGUGGUGAGGAACAGGAAGAACAAACCUGUAACUUCUGAUCUGGGAUCAUUGUUGUUAUUAAUACUGAGAACUGAAACGUUUUUUUGCUCUUAAAUAAAUAAAUUGUGUGUAAAUAUU